Messenger RNA from Glycine soja, 2205 nucleotides. RefSeq names its product carnosine N-methyltransferase-like. The coding region runs from base 250 to 1713 and encodes 487 amino acids. The record is from RefSeq and is a predicted model, not a curated record. The transcript has 19 exons. Lineage: Eukaryota; Viridiplantae; Streptophyta; Magnoliopsida; Fabales; Fabaceae. Gene Ontology annotation, molecular function: S-adenosylmethionine-dependent methyltransferase activity.
AAAAAGCUUGAAACGGUGCAUUUUUGUGUUUUACACUUCUGCGACUGAGACUGUUGUGCCUUCACAUUCGUUCAACUCACAGCAGCAGCGAACCCUAGACGUGAACGGCUGAACCUCGCCGUCGCACGCCGUCUACGGAGGCGGAGGCAAGCUGUCGUGUCUUAACUUGCGCUGUUCGUCGCCGUCGCCGUCACAUGCCCUCUAAAUAGCUGAAUCUAAGGGGUCGAAGUGUUCAUAGAUUAAGGAGUGAUGGAAGAGGCAGAGGAGGAUCAGCGUCGUCGUUUGAAGCUUGAAGAGGCCCUUGAAAUCCAAUCCCUCAGGCGCAUCAUUAGUGCUUACCUCAAUUAUCCUGAUGCCGCAGAAGAGGAUGUUAGAAGAAAUGAGAGGUCUUAUAGGAAGCUUCCACCUUCCCAUAAGGCUUUGUUAUCCCAGUAUCCUCAAAAGUUUCAAAGAUUACGCUGGUGUAUCUCAAUGAAUACUCAUUUCAUAUUCAGCAUGCUUCAAGCAUUUGAACCUCCACUUGACAUGAGCCAGGAUGCAGAUUUUAGUGAAGAUCCUCAUCCCGAAUCUGCCCAAAAAGAUCAUUUAGUUUCUGAAGGGAUUAGUGCUUGUUCAUGUGAGUCAGCCCCUGUGAGAAUAACAUGUUCUGUAUCCGAUCAACAUUGUUGUGUGGAAGGUAGCAAUCAUACAUGCAGAUCACAAGCACAAAUGCAUUCCAAUGAGGAGGUGGGCAUUGAGAGUUGCCAUCAGUCAAAUACUGGGAACCAUUCUCCAAGGUUGAUACAUACUAAAGAAACUAGGGAAUAUUGUGGAAGUCCUAUUGCUGAUUCCAAGGGCAAUGUACCAGACACCUCAUCACAGCAACAAUGGUUGGCUCCAUCUUUAAAAUUGAAUGUUCCUUUAGUUGAUGCAGAUAAGGUGCGAUGUAUAAUAAGGAACAUAGUUAGGGACUGGGCAGCCGAGGGUAAAAAAGAACGUGAUCAGUGCUACAAUCCUAUACUUGAAGAGCUUAAUAUGCUAUUCCCUAAUCGCAGUAAAGAGAGUCCACCUGCAUGUUUAGUUCCUGGUGCUGGACUUGGUCGGCUUGCCCUGGAGAUUUCAUGUUUAGGAUUUAUCAGUCAGGGAAAUGAAUUUUCAUACUACAUGAUGAUAUGCUCAAGCUUUAUUCUUAACCAUUCCCAAACUGCUGGUGAGUGGACAAUUUAUCCUUGGAUUCACAGCAAUUGCAAUUCAUUAUCAGACAGUGAUCAACUUCGUCCUGUUUCAAUACCAGAUAUUCAUCCAGCCAGUGCAGGAAUUACUGAAGGUUUUUCCAUGUGUGGAGGUGACUUUGUUGAAGUUUACAGUGAUUCCAGCCAAAUUGGUGCUUGGGAUGCAGUUGUAACUUGUUUCUUUAUCGAUACUGCUCAUAAUAUUGUUGAGUACAUUGAAAUAAUUUCAAAAAUUUUGAAAGAUGGGGGAGUUUGGAUAAAUUUGGGACCUCUACUUUAUCACUUUGCAGAUAUGUAUGGACAGGAUGAUGAAAUGUCCAUUGAAUUGAGUUUGGAAGAUGUUAAGAGGGUUGCAUUUCAUUAUGGAUUUGAAUUUGAGAAUGAAAGAACUAUUGAGACAACUUACACCGCAAAUUCUAGAUCAAUGAUGCAAAAUCGUUACUUUGCUGCAUUUUGGACAAUGAGAAAAAAAUCUGCUGCAGUGCAGCAGCAAGUGCCCUGAGAAUAGCUGAUUCAAUUAUUGUGAUAUAAAGUACAAAUUAGCUCUCUUUUACUUGGUCAUGCCUUGUACUUUUCCUUGUUGGAGUGAGGAACUUUCCUUAAUUCAUGAAAUCCUGACAAUUUUUCCAACAUUGGGAAGUUAAUUUGCUUUUGGUUAACAAUUGCAUAUCAUGAAUGUUUUUGAUAAUCAUAUGCUUGCCAAAUAGUAUAUGCAUAUCAUGAAUGUUUUUGAUAAUCAUAUGCUUGCCAGAUAGUAUAUGCAUUAUUGGAUACUGUACGAGAAAACUUGAGUGUGGGUUGAAGGUUGAACAGUCCCUUGCUGUGACACAAGCAGGAGCAUUAUUAUGUCAAAGAUGCACUUGUGAUUUUUAUUCUUUUGUAGUUUUCUUUGAAUUUCUUAAAACAGAAGGUUUUCAUAUUGGAAAUUCAUUUGGCAAGGUUAGAAGCAAAGUUUGAUAUUUGUGGAAGAAGCCAGGAAGCUGUUACAGUGGAA